UUCUGUUUUGACGAACUGAAAUCGAAGGUAAACUUUGUCAGACACUUCAUAUUAAUCUUUUUCUGCCCGUGGAUCAUUGUUCGAGGACACAGUAUCUGUCAAUGGAUAAACAAGUGGCAACGCGCACCUGCGGCCAGUGCAACAAAGAGGUUGCAGAGGUCAACUUCGCUCUGCAUGAAACACACUGCAGCCGCUUCCUGUGUCUCUGCCCUGACUGUGAUGAAGCAGUUCCCAAAGAGCAACUGGAAAAACACAGAGAGGAACAGCACACCCAGGUGAGAUGCUCCAAGUGCAACCAGAAGCUAGAACGUUGUCAGUUAUUGGACCAUGAGUCUGAUGAGUGUGUGGAGCGUCUGCAGACCUGUCAGUUUUGCGAGCUCGAGCUGCCGUGGAAGCACCUGGAUGAGCACUGUCGGGUCUGUGGUAGUCGCACCGAGCUCUGCAGGGACUGCGGCCGCUAUGUCAGAUUGAGUGACCAGCCAGCGCACACCUUGACCUGCUCGACUACUGACAAUGCCUCAAGUCCCCCUAAAACUACUAACGGUCCACCAGAUGGGACAAAACUUACAGUAACUUGUAGCAGAUGUACAGCACCAUUUCCAGUUGAGGACAUAGAUGAUCAUGAGCGGAAGUGCAAUCUAGUAUCCAGGGGGGACAAUGAAGAGGCUCAGGCAGAUGAGGAAGAGGAGGAUGAGUGUGAUUUCUCUGGUUGGAAUCCCACUCCUCAGCUAAUCAGCGCCUACAAAGCAACCUCCCUGUCAAACAGAUCAUGCAGUAGACCCUGGGGCAAUGGAAGAGACCCAGACCAGAUCAGAACUUGCCCCUACUGUCACCUGGCCCUGCCUCUCUUCACUCUACGUUGGCAUAAGGUAAAGUGCCAAAGAUACAGUCUCUUGACACAGAGAGCGAUCCCCUCAUAAGGGACAUGUUGCUUCUGAGAUCUCUGAUCAAUACAUGAUUAUCAAGAGACAAGUAUAUGGGUAACGAAAUGUAAUUUUAUUGUUAUCAUUACAUUAGAUUUUUUAUGUCUAAUUGAAGGUUUACACUUAGUUUUUAGUUUUGGUAUCCUUUAGUUUUAGGUCGUGUUUGCAUGACUUUGAGGUUCCAUAAUUCAGAAUAUAAUACUUUGUAUCCAAGUAAACUUGACACCACUGAUAAAUCUGUCAUGCAUCUUCUGCUAAAUACAAAUACAGCCACUAAAUUGUAUUUGCAAACUGUCACUGUCUAAACCAGAGAAUGUUUUGAGGCUGUAUUACAGUACUAAACAAUUUUCACAGCAUUAACAACAGUGCUGCUCAAGUUUCUAUUAAUAAAUCUGAAAUUGUAAAAGGUAUAAAAAAAAUCUGCAAUUCAUUUCAAUCAAAAUUUAAAAUACCCGUAUUUUCUGCACCAUCAGGCGCACCGGAUUAUAAGGCGCAGUCUCAAUUACGGGGUCUAUUUCUGUACUUAACCCAUACAUAAGGCGCACCGGAUUAUAAGGCGCAGUCUCAAUUACGGGGUCUAUUUCUGUACUUAACCCAUACAUAAGGCGCACCGGAUUAUAAGGCGCAGUCUCAAUUACGGGGUCUAUUUCUGUACUUAACCCAUACAUAAGGCGCACCGGAUUAUAAGGCGCAGUCUCAAUUACGGGGUCUAUUUCUGUACUUAACCCAUACAUAAGGCGCACCGGAUUAUAAGGCGCAGUCUCAAUUACGGGGUCUAUUUCUGUACUUAACCCAUACAUAAG
This is a messenger RNA of Monopterus albus (swamp eel), 1726 nucleotides long. It is a transcript of the gene xaf1, whose product is annotated as XIAP associated factor 1. The coding region runs from base 102 to 920 and encodes 272 amino acids. The transcript is spliced from 7 exons. Lineage: Eukaryota; Metazoa; Chordata; Actinopteri; Synbranchiformes; Synbranchidae. Gene Ontology annotation, cellular component: mitochondrion. The record is from RefSeq and is a predicted model, not a curated record. Gene Ontology annotation, biological process: apoptotic process. Gene Ontology annotation, molecular function: zinc ion binding.